Molecule: messenger RNA, 1572 nt
Organism: Zophobas morio
Lineage: Eukaryota; Metazoa; Arthropoda; Insecta; Coleoptera; Tenebrionidae
Exons: 3
Coding region: 191-1417 (408 amino acids)
Source: RefSeq, a predicted model, not a curated record
UUGUUAAGCUCAGACGGUAUUAAUCAAGCUGAUGGUAACGCUGCAACUGUCUGUAAUCAGAUAAAUAGUGUAUUUUAAAUUUGUCAGGUUUUAUCGAAUAGUCUGGUUCAGUUUCCAGUUGUUGUGAAUUUAUGUAGGACAAUAAAAGUAGAAAGAGUUGUGGUUACUCUGUCGUGUGGUAAAAAACAAGAUGACCGCUGCAACUGUCGACGAUCUGCACUCAUGGGUUCAGAAAAUGAUGACUUCUCUAAGCAUUAACGACUACAAGUUAGAUGUUAGUGGAAAUACAACAAAGGGCGAUGGAUAUUUAGGUGAAGUGACGUUUCUGAAAGUACAAACCACGAAAAAUGGUGCGAAGAAAGAUUACGAUUUGGUGAUUAAAUCUGCGAAAAAGAGCGAAGAAUUGAGGAAACAAACGCCAGUUAAAGAAGCGUAUGACAGAGAAACGUUAUUUUAUAGCAAGAUAUUUCCGGUUUUGGACGAAUUCCAGAAGCAGAGAGGAGUCGAGAAGCCUUUUGUUAACGUACCAAAGUGUUACUGUGUGUCUAGCGAAAUCACUAAAGAAGCUGUUAUUUUGCAAAAUCUGAAAACACUGGGUUUUGAUUUACACGACAGAAAGAAGCCUAUGAAUUUAAAGCAUAUUCUUAUGGUCUUCCAAAACUAUGGGCGAUAUCACGCUUUGUCCAUUGCUUAUCGACAUAAAAAACCCGCCGAAUUCAAAAAUUUGACCAAAAAUCUGACAGAUCUCUUCGGACAGUUUAUAAUACAAACCGACAUGUUGGGUGUUUUCACCAAAGAAUUCCAAAAUUUACAGAAAGUGCUAGAAAAAGAUCAACAAACCGAAGCACUGAAAAAGUUCGAAGGGUUUGAAAAAGACUUUGAGAAGAUUCUGAUAAAUUUUACGAAUGAAGACAGUGACCCUUCAGUUCUUACCCACGGUGACUGUUGGAACAACAACUUCAUGUUUAAAUAUGAGGGCAACGAUAGGACGAAGCCGGUUGAUAUGUGCUUCCUGGACUUCCAAAUCGUCCGAGUAGCGUCACCAAUUAUGGAUUUGUCCUAUUUCUUGUACUGUUGCUCAGAUCAGCAAGUUCUGAAAGAUUUUGAUUUCAUUCUUCAAGCUUAUCAUUCUAGCUUGACUGAUUUUUUGAGUGAGCUUGGAUGUGAACCCGAGGUGGCUUUUUCCUUUAAAAAACUUAAAGAGCAGUGGAAAGAGCACGGAAAGUAUGGGUUAGUAUUGGCUCUCUUUUUGCUUAAGAUAUCUUUGUGUGAUUCUAAUGAGGCUCCGGAUUUGAUGGAAACCGCCGAAAAUGGUGAAAAUUUUGCAGAUUCGUUGAAAGUGGAUAUUCAGAACAUAGAUGUUUAUAACGAGAGAAUUAAAAACGUUUAUUUGCAUUUCGCGGAAAAGUUUUUGUGACAUGAAACAUAUUUUUCUAAAGCAGAUUUCAUUAGCAGAUAGCAAAAUGGUAAAAUACACUGGUACUAGUUAGAACUGUGGAAAAACAGAAUUUAAUCUGCACACAUAUUGUGCUUAGUUGGAAUAAUUUAACAGUUGUUUAAGAGUAUCAAACU